This is a messenger RNA of Arctia plantaginis, 453 nucleotides long. The record is from the annotation of a GenBank genome assembly. NCBI's taxonomy places the organism in Eukaryota, Metazoa, Arthropoda, Insecta, Lepidoptera, Erebidae.
AUGACCUUCCUGAGGCAGACAAGGCUGUUUGUGUUGAUGAGUACUGAAAAGUUGGAGUGUGAAAAGACCUUGAAGACGUACCAUAAUUCCCCAGCUUAUACCGCGUAUAAUGCCGCGAUAAAUAAAGCUGUAGUAGGCAAUCUGGAAGAAGAGAGUUCCAGUAAAAAGGGAGGUAUACCAAAAAAUAGUUUGAAUGAGUCGGAGGGGUUGAACACUUACCUACCUCACUGUACAAAAGACUUGACUGUUGCAUUAGAACCUGAUAACGAUAUCAUUGAGAAGAAUUCGUGCUUGUCACCCGCACGCAAUGAUACUGCGUCUAUCCCGCUCACAUGCGAACUGAUAAGCAGCGAGGACGUCAUCAACCCGGUAUCGUCACAUAGGCAAUCUCAGGCGCGGUCUAGCACACUGGCGUUGAGCGGGAGCGAUAAAAACCAUAGAAAUCGUUACUAA